Paraphaeosphaeria sporulosa is the source of this 971-nucleotide messenger RNA. RefSeq names its product alpha/beta-hydrolase. Bases 156 to 971 code for a protein of 271 amino acids. NCBI's taxonomy places the organism in Eukaryota, Fungi, Ascomycota, Dothideomycetes, Pleosporales, Didymosphaeriaceae. Gene Ontology annotation, molecular function: hydrolase activity. The transcript has 2 exons. The record is from RefSeq and is a predicted model, not a curated record.
GUUCUCUAGAAACGCCACUGACUCGUUACUCACGAAACAACAUAACCCCGCUCCAUCCCACUCAAAUCAGAGCGACCAUCGCCUAUCACUUUCCGUCAAGCUCAGGAUAUACACGCGCACUCGUAGAAGAUAACGUGACUUCUCACUCGUUCACCAUGCCGUACACCACCGACCCGGACUGGGCCGCCGCAUCAGCAAGAUCCCUACAAAACCUAGGCAUCCCCCCAGACACACCGACACCCCGUCAUCCCCGCGGGGACGUCGCCUCCAGGCGAGCUGGCGCCCCGUUCUACGAGAAGUUGCAGACGCUAUACCCGGAGCCGGACACGCCCGUUAAGAAGACGAGAUACGUCACCACUGCACCAGACGGGCAGGAAAUCCCCAUCUUCGGGUAUGAGCUUGAAGCCGAUGGUGAGAUAAGGAAUCAAGAGGGAAAAGAGAGACCAGCAGUCCUGUACAUUCAUGCCGGCGGUAUGAUCUUGUGCACGGCGGAGGAGUGGGACCGCACAGUUAUGCUGGACGUCGCGCGGACAGGGGUCCCGCACUACAGUGCGGAUUAUCGGCUUGCGUCUGAAGCGCGGCAUCCUGUUCCGGUGGAGGAUUGCUACUCUGCGCUUGUCUGGCUGCAUGCGCAGGCACAACACUUGCGGAUCGACGCUGCGCGGAUUGCUGUUGCAGGGCUCAGUGCGGGCGGCGGUCUUGCCGCUGCUGUUGCUAUCAUUGCGAGAGAUAGAAAGUUGCAACCGCCUUUGGCGAAGCAGAUCUUACUGGAGCCGAUGCUGGAUGACCGAAACAUUGUUCCUAACUCAGAACUCGCGCCCUUCGUCACGUGGGAUUGGGACGAUAAUUGGACGGGGUGGAAUGCGCUGUUGGGAGAUAGAACUGGGAGUGAGGACGUGGAGGCAGCUGCUGCGCCGGCGAGGUUGCAGGACUUCAGGGGGUUGCCGCGGGCGAAGCAGGGGUUGAGGUAG